AACACACCCAUUAUUUCCUCUCACUCUAAACUCUCUCUCUAAAACUAUACAUUUUCAAGAUGAAGUCUCCUCGUGAGGGACACUACCGGGGCGUACGGAAGCGGCCGUGGGGGCGUUACGCGGCGGAGAUCCGCGACCCAUGGAAGAAGACACGUGUCUGGUUGGGUACUUUUGAUACGCCGGAGGAAGCUGCGAUGGCUUACGACGGUGCUGCACGAUCUCUCCGUGGCUCAAAAGCCAAGACGAACUUUCCGUUGACGGUGCUACCAUCGCCGUCUUUGUGUUUAGAUCUUAACAGUUUUCCAUCUGAACAGCAUGUACGGUGGGUGGCUGCGCCGCCUGCUAGGCAACAGGUUGGGUGUAGUAGUAGUGUUUAUGGGGAUUACCAACGUGGUGGUGGGUGUUGUUCCGAUGUGUUGGUGGUGGAACAUGGCGGGGUUGGUGAGAUGCCGGUGGUGGUGAGACGUGGGUUGGGUGUGGAUUUGAAUGAGCCUCCACCGAUUUGGCUGUGAAAUAAAUUAAUGUUUGUGUUUGUCGUAUGAAGUCGUUUGUUCAUAGUUUUAAAUUUUUAUAAAUAAUAUUUUGUCUCGUGUUGAUCAGUAGUAGUUUGAGUAUAAAUCACUAGUUUUUCUUCAA
This is a messenger RNA of Helianthus annuus (common sunflower), 636 nucleotides long. RefSeq names its product ethylene-responsive transcription factor 12. Gene Ontology annotation, biological process: regulation of DNA-templated transcription. Gene Ontology annotation, molecular function: DNA-binding transcription factor activity; DNA binding. Bases 60 to 512 code for a protein of 150 amino acids. The record is from RefSeq and is a predicted model, not a curated record. NCBI's taxonomy places the organism in Eukaryota, Viridiplantae, Streptophyta, Magnoliopsida, Asterales, Asteraceae. The transcript has a single exon.